UCCAACGGGUCUCUUAGUGUGCCUCUCAUUCUCUGUGUGGUCACAGCUGAGAAGAAAUUCGUCCCUCUGUGCUCUCUACCUUUUUGGUCAACUCGGGAGUGCCUCUCGCCAAUUAGGUAGCCUGAGAUGAUGGCUGAGUUUCGUAGGAGUGUUCAUCUCGAUUAAAGUACUUAUUAUUCGAGUUGACGGCGGUUUUCUUGCGUGUGGUCUUCACUGCGUUCGUCUAGAGUAUAGCCUACAAGAGCUUGUCGUUCCAGUUGUUCCUAAUACGGUGAUCUUAACGGCAAAUGCUUCUGUCACAGGACAUCUAUUGAUCUCUAAAUAUCUGUCAUUUAUUGUCAGGUUCUGGGCUCUCGGAGAUUAUAAGUCCGUCGCCACUUCUCUGUGGUACCUGUAUGUUGACUGCAUAGCUCCCACAAAACUUGAAGGCCGGUUUAAAAUCUAGAGAGAAGGAACUAGCAGGCCAGUUGCAAACAAUUCUUCAAAUACUCCCCUUUUUUGUGAUGUACAAGUUAGAAUCAUAUUUAGAGAAGGAAACAUUGAUGCUUCGUAUCAUUCUUGACCAAAGGCUUGUGGUCGGUUUUACCCAGUGAAUGAAACGCUGAAUCUUUGAUUUGCACUUAGUUAAUGGCCACGUUAAUUUUGUAGCAUUAUAAGAGAAGAGGAAGGGAGAAUUCCCUCCUACGGCACCAUUUGUCGUGGGUUUUGACGAAAUUCUGCCAAGAAAAGGGGAAUUGCGUUGUUUGAAUACAGGUGGUCAAAAUUCUCCUUUAAAAUUAGAUUCCGGUAAGAGAAACUGCUUGUGCUUUUUGUUGACUGAUGCGCUAUUCUGACGAAGUAGCCCAGUAUAUAAGAACCACCAGAAGAGCGUCACACACUGUUCUGAAAUUUCAGAUUCAGGUCAGCAAGGUACACGCGCCGCAACUAAACUUCGUGAUCCGUGCUGAAGGAAACUUCUGCUGACCAAAACCUUUGAAAUACCAGUGAACCCGAAAACAUCCUUCAAGAUGGUGCAGAUGUUUUUGCCCAAAAUCCACCGGAUGCGACGCCGCAUACGUCGUCAGAUGGCCAGGCAGCAGCAGAUGCUCGCAGACGCUGCUGUGUUCUUCGAGAACCCUGACGAAAACUAUGGCGCCCCUGGGGAGUCCCCUGCAGGAGCGCCUCCUGUCCGAGUGAAGCAGCAGGAAGAGGAGGAGGAGCUAGAUGACGAAGAAGCAGGAGGGCUUCCGGAAUGCCCCGCGCACCUCAUAACGUGCCCAGCACCUGCCAUAGACCCAAAUGCAAAACUGUCUCCACCCACGAGUCAUUUCCAGCACCUACCACAUAGCAGUGACCUCAGUAAUGCAGGUCACCAAGGCACGCAUCAGCAAGGACAGCGGGAAGAGCCUGGACCUAUGCCCGGAGUACGUCCCCCCAUGGGAGGAGCCGGGGGUAUUGUCCCACCCCCUCAGACCAAGGGCUCCGGUGCUAUGGGCAUCAUUAUGCCCCUCUACACCGUGGGUAUUGUUGUCUUCUUCGUGUACACCAUCAUGAAGGUGCUGUUCAAGAAGGGUCAGGACGACGACAAGACCCCGAAGUUGAAGGACUUCGGCCUCGACCCCGAAUACCGGAAGUACGUGUUCGCCGAGGAGUACCUGGACAACACGGACAUCUCCACCAAGGACCAGAUGAGACGCCAAGCUCGAGAGGAGUCCCGAAAUCGCAAGAAGAACCAGACGACUGAGGUCCCACCCGAUACCAAGAUAGCUGAGGGGCUCUUAAUGGACCAAGGCAGAAUGGAUACCCAGGGCAAGAAACUGGGCAACUGGUAUCUGCCAGAGGGAUUCCUUAACGAAGAUGACGUUGAAUCUGACGAAGAGUACCUCCUAAAUAAUAUUGGCGGAACAACUGUAGAAGAGUCAGCCCAGGAGUCCUUACAAGACCGUUUGUUUUCUCGCCAAAAGAAGGAUAAGAAAAAAAGGAGACAAUUCGUCUACGAAGACAUCAACUCAGAGGAGGACCUCCAGAACAUCAUCAACAUGAGGAAAACCGAAAGAGAGAACGAGCAGCGGCAGCAGCAGCAGCAGAGUGCUGCCACGAAGCGCCACCUGGAAACUGACGAUGAAGAUGGCACCAUUACAGACCUAGAUUUUCUCUACAGCGACGUUUUCCUCAAUUUAUUAAGGAAAGGUUUGAGGAACUAUGACCCAGACGGAAAUCUCGAUGGGGAAACUCUAGAAAAUAUGUGUAUAGUGGCACGGGAACACCUGAGGAAAAAAUACAUCGACAACAAGGAUGACGUUGAUGAUGAUGAUGAUGAGGAGGAGGAGGAGGGGGAGGAGGAGGAGGAGGAGGAGGAGGAGGAGGAACAAUUCCAGCAGCAGCCUCCUGACGAUGACCAUCCUGAACCAGAAACCGUGGAAAGCUCUUGCCUCGAGGGAGAAGCAGCAUCCGAGGAAAUCAUACACUACCCAGAAGAUGCAAGAUUAGAUCAAUAUGAUACCCCAACAACUAGGAGGAAAAUGGCCUCUUUCCAAGGAGAUUGCUUUAGCAUCAUAAGAGGUGAAGCAGAGCUGAGUAGUAACUUGGAAGGCAGCGAUGAAGACAGGUCUAGUUUCAAGGAGUUUGAGAGCGAGGAUGACCUUGAAUUCUCCAGCGAACCGGAGAAGGAUAUAGAUCGAAACAAGGCUGACAACGUCAGAUCAGAGAGGAUAAGGGACGUAGUUCUUAAUGAUUCGGCAGAAGAGAUGGAAGGAAAAAGUGAAUGUGAAAAAAUUUCUACGGCUAUCUCGGGCAUUCUGUCAGAGCUGGAUCAGUUCUCCAAUGAAAUCGAAGCUCGUAAGAAGAAGAAGCUGGAUGAACUGGCCAGGCUGAUAGAACUGGAAAAAGAGGAGGGAGGAGGACUAAAAGAGGAAGAAGGUACUACACCUAAUCCACAACACUUGGACGAGGACGAAUUUUUAGAUGCUUUAACCACAGAGGCCUCGUAUGAGCGGGACAAGUCGUCGUCAUCAUCAUCACCCACUCGUAACACCAAGAGCUUUCCAUCUCCCUUGCAUGAUGAUUUCUCUGAUGCUGACACCGACACAACUCACACUAUAGAUCGAGACGCAGAUGAUUUCCAGAGCGCCAACACAAACACAAGCGAAACUACCUCUCUUGACACAGACACUACCAUAGCCACGCUGGGGACAGAUCUUGAUUUAUCAGUAUUGCCUGAAAACGAAAAAGACACACCCAUGUCAGAGCCCAUCACACAAAUCUCAGCCAUUCAGCUUGUUAAAUCAAAUAUCCCUCCAAUGAUAGAGGCCGUCUCAGAGCCACAAAUGAAUUCAAAUUCUCUUGUACAAGUUUACGAAGCAUCUGACAUAACUAUGCAAACAUGUGUUCCAAAUGUUGUGUGCAAAGAACCAGCCCCUUAUGAUGUUCAGCCUGUAAAUGUUGAUUCCAUGGACACCUCAUCUGAUCAACCCUUGACUAAAAAGUCCACACCUACACCCCCUACUUCUGUGAUUCCCUCAAGUACAUCAAAGAUUACCAAUCAUAUUUCCACAUCACUCACUAGCAAUAGACAGAGCGUACACAGUAAGGAGAAUUAUUCUAACAAGCAGAGUCCACAGCCUCAGGUUCCACAGCAAUACCAAAAUACAAACUUCUCAAAUGUUCCCUCAAAGAAAGUCAAACAUUCUACACCUUGUAACAUUACACAACAACAGUGUCCAUCUGCUCCAAACAACAAACACAAAAACAAAAGAAAGCGCAGUCGAAAGAGAGGCAAAAAGCGUGGUGGUAGCACUUGGCCUUCUGCGUUGAGUAUUAACCCAGUCAUCGAUAGAGUCAUAGGCCUGGAUACUGUGCUGGAGUCUGCCGCUGCCUCCACUGCCGCUGCCAACAAAAAGGAGGAGGUGGGUGAGAUGACAAGUGAAGAAGAUCUAACAAGCAGCGAGGCCCUUACUACAACCCUGAGUGAGGAUACAUCCCUUCCAGCCUCACUGCAGCGUCAUCUUGAGGAGAUCCAGGUAGAACAGUCUAAUUUCUCAGAUAUUUUGAAAGAGGUGGGUCAACUUCAGUUGGGUCAACUUCAGUUUGAGGCCACCCCUCCUCUGGGUGUGUCUUUAAAUGGGACUUUGCCUCAGGCUGAAGUCACAGAUGCUGUAGAUAAUACUGAUGUGCAAGGACAAGAAGUUUCUGCUAUAGGGGAUUUCAUUCCAGCUGGUCGCACCGUCAUCCAGUUGCAGGCACUGAAAGAUGAUGGCGUCCCAAUAGAAGAACCUGAAGCAGCACCAACUGAAGAACCCUUGCCAGCAGCAUUAGAAACAGAAGAAGCCAUACAUGAAGAAAAGCCCAAUAUUGAAGAAGUACAAAUUCCUGAGCUUCCAGAAAAAAGGGAAGAUGCAUAUCCAGAAAAGGAAAAGGAAUUUCAAACAGAAGCUCCCUCUGAUGUACAUGAAACAACUCCACCAGCUGUUUCAGUUCCAGAAAAGGUGUGUGAGGAACCCCGUCGUCCUUCUGGAACAUGUGAAACUGAAGAAAAGAAUGGGUUGAAUGAUGAACCUGAUGCUGAGGAAGCUGUUGCUCUUCCAGUACCUGUUUCUAAAGAGGACACAUCCAAACCCACAGCUGAACCUCCUGUAGUUCUUGCACGGGAAAUGAGCAGUGAGGGAUCUUCAGAAGCUACUGAGACUGGUGCUGACAUUUCAGAUCUUCGGUCAUUUGCUGAAGAAAAUGCUAAUAAAGAAAAUGCAGAGAAUAACAUUCCAGCUCAACAAAGUAUCGUCCCACCUCUCGUAAUGGAAUUAAGUGUAGAGAAAGAUGAAGAAUCUGUGUCUGUAUGCAAAGGCCAAGGCACUCAAACAUCCUUUGCCUUUUCAGUAGUACCAACCCCUCAAAUUGACAGUAAGGAAGAUAGUACACAAACAGAAAAAGAGCAAGAAGUUGCUGUUUUAGGAAUGAAUACCUCAUUUCGGCAUGAUGAGGGCGGAGUAGAAACAAAAGGUGGUAGUCAUGGUCCUGUGCCUUCUCACCAAGUGACAGAAAUUCUCCUUGAUGCUCUUCUUCCAUCUGAGACUCAGCUAUUAGUUAAAGAUGCACAGGUAGUUGGCUCUUCCCAUGCACAAGACAUAGAAAUUGAAGCUAGCGAAGCCGGAGCUGUUCCAUGUGUUGUCACCAGCAAUGUAAGUUUAGCAUUUCUUGGGCUAGAACAUAGGGAUGAUAUAACACCCUCACCAUCAAAUAACAGUACACUUAUUGCAGAUGAUGCACCCGAUAAUGUACAACAACAAGUAAAGGAUACACCAGUGGCAGCUGAGGUUGCACCAGAUAAUGUGCAUAAGGAAGUAAAGGACACCCCAGUAGUUGAUGAGAAUCAGGAAGUAAAAGACACCCCAGUAGUUGAUGAGAAUCAGGAAGUAAAGGACACCCCAGUAGUUGAUGAGAAUCAGGAAGUAAAGGACACCCCAGUAAUUGAUGAAACUCAGGAAGCAACGGAAACACCAGCAACAGGUGCAGAUGUGCUAGAUAAUGCAGAGCAAGGAUUGGAGGAUACAGUAAUAGUCAAUGAGAAUGUACCAGAUAACUCACAGCAGGAAAUAAAAGAUACACCAAAGCAAGAAAGUCAGGUUUUAGGAACUGAAAAGCAAGAAUUAAUUCCAGAAUCUACUGUGUGUGAAGGUCCAGCAUCUACUGUACCUGAAGGAUCAGAUGAAAAAUUGCUUCAGAAGGCUCAGGAAACUGGGAGUGUGGUCAUUUCAGAAGUAACUGUAAAGACAGAGAUAUCUGAUACCAAUGAAAAAUUGCUGCCUGAAAUAGGGAGCAAGAAAGCAACAGAUCAGAUUCCCCAGAGUGAAUUACUUCCAGACAACAGUGACUUAGUAGCAAGAAAUGAAGUGAGUGAUACAGAAAAACCUGAAAAGGAAAUAUUAAAGUCAUCAUUGAUACCUGAGAGAACAAUAGGAGAACAACCUGCUGAAGUCUUGCCGAGGCCUAGCAGUCCUUUGCCCCCUCAUAGACCAGAAGAUGAGGAAGAAUUAGAAGAAGAAGAAAAAGAGCCAGAUGUUGCUCCACAGAUUCCAAUUACCCCUUCAUUGGAAGCCAUUGCAGAAGCAGUUGCAGCCGCUACUACUCGAGCAGCUCUUGAUGUUAUAGCUACAUCUAAACCAGAAUCAUUCUUGACACCAGAGGAAAUUCAGUCAAUCACAACCAGAUCAACUUUUCUAACAGAGGAAAUUCCAAUGGAUCAGUCUCCAACAUCAACUGAUGAAUCCUCAUCUGCUACUACAGUUGUAGCUGUUAGUGACGUAGAUGAUGCAGUUGUAUCAAAAACACAACCUCAAAAUAGCACAGAAACAGCGCCUAGCAAAACAUCAUCGCAAUCUUCUGUAGUGUAUGUAGCUACCAUUUCCCACUCACCAUCUGGAUCUCCUUCAUCCACUCCUGAGAUGGAACUUAGUGGAGAAGCAGUUGAGGCAGCAUUAGCAGAAGCAGCACUGGAGGAAAUAUCAAAUAACUCUGGUGUGAAGCCUAAUACACAAGAAAAACCAGCAGCCCAGGAAGGCCCAGGUGCCACCACUGUCAGCCCAAAGAACGAGGAUAGUCCGACAUCGAGUAAGGGUUCAAGCCCCGACAUGGAUGAAUAUGAGGUCAUAACCAAAGAGGAAGACCACACAACUACUGCAACAAAAGAAAAGAAUUUGAAGGAAGGGGCUGAAACAGCAAAGAUUGAAACCAAGAUGAGUGCAACUGCUGCUCAGAAAGUAGAAGAAACCACGGAGGUAGAAGAGGAAGUUGAAAAUGAAGAAGAGGAAGAGGAGGAAGAAGAAGUAGAGGAGGAAGAGGAAGUUGAAGAGGUCCCAAAGAAAGACAGUGCAACCAAAAGACCAGCAGCAGCAGCAGCAGCAGCCAAAGCAGCAGCACCACCAAAAAGUGAUGCUGUGACAGAGGAAACAUCAGAUGAUGAAUGAUGAGAAAAAAUAAGAAAAGAAUGAAUCGUUAUCUCAUAUAUCAUGAAUUUAAACUGGCAGCCAUAAAUGACACAUUCAACAUUAUGAGUGAUGAUUUCUUCCCUUUGCGAAGGAGAUAGGAUGGCCAUAGAUGUGAAGUAGUUUAUUUAUGUAGCAGCUUCCUCAGGAAUGUAAGUAAGGUUUGAGAUUUGAUACUUAUUGUGUACAGCUUUUAUAAUCUGCAGUUCUGAAUAUUAAAUUUGAUUAUGGCACAAUCAUGAUUACUUUUCUCAAUGAAUGUAACAGCAAUUUGGUGCAAAAUUGUGUUGCUGUACAUGAACUUACGGUCAUACACCUAAAUUGAUCCAUGGCAAUCUGUGAGUGAACAGGUUUUUCUUCAAAAUCGUCUGCAUCAGACUGGGCUAUCUUAAAUGUAUACGGCAUGUGAUGUGAGACUGAACCAUUCACUGCCCACUUAUAUAUAUGAAAAAUUUUCCAGAAUGUCAACAUUAACUGUAUCAUGGUCUAAGCGUACAUUGUUUAGAAAUGAGUCAGAUCUGACACUGCUGAGUUGGAACAUAACUAAACUCUUUCACAUCUACAUCAGUCAUUUUCCAAACUCAUGAAUGCUCGAAACACCUCCAGUGCUGUCUUUGUGACGUGUUGAUGAUACACAGAAAAACAUCAAAGAAACGCAGGUGAAGCUGACAAGGUAGAUCCUGUCUUAAUCCCAGAAACAUAGACUUGGAAUACUUAAGCAUUCGUAGCCAAGUUUGACCCAAGUUGAUCGCAGUAUGAAUAAGUGGAUGAAUAAUGACGAAGUGUGUAGCUAUGAUUUAUUUGUAUACUGACAAAUCCAGUUUUAUCCAUUUGGAAUAUUCAUUUGAGUACAGUUUUUUAAUUACCUGUGAUAAUUUUGUUUAAAUCUUUGCUUGCAUCAAAGAAUGAACAACUGCAGGGUAGCCAUCAGAAUUGCAGUAUCAUUUAUUCUUAAAAGCAUUGAGAAUUUCUAUUCAAAGAUUACUUAUUAUUACUCAUUCUUAUGAUAGAACAUUCAAGGUCAUUUGAAAUUAAAAUAUCAAAUGUUUUCAUUAAACAGUAAAGGCUCUUAUUAUUAUUAUAUUAUUAUUCUACUGUUUUGUUAUAUAUAUAUAAUAUAUAUAUACAGUGUACACAAAUUAAAUGUAUAUUCUUAAACUCAAAUGAUUAUCACUGAUUUUGUAAGCCUGACACUAUUUAGAUUUAGUGUGGAAGCAGUAUGAAUUUAGCCAUUUGCUAGAGUGAACUGGAACCUUUAAAAAAAUUGGUACUGUACAGUAUAUGGUUUCAGAUAAGAUAGUGUACAGUGUUACGAAUCUUGAAUACAUAACAUACGAAAUUAGCAUAAAAUCUAGGGUAAUUUUAAACAAUUUGCAUUACAAGGAACUGAUUUAAGAAGUAUUUGUUAUUUGUUUCUUUAUUUACAACAAAGUCUGUUUGUAAAAAAAAUAUCCUUUAAAGCUGGAAUUAUAAAAGCAGCUUUGUAAUGAAAUCUUAUUUAUCUUGCUUCUUAAUUUUAUUUUAGUUUUAAAUUUCUAUCUUAUAAGGUAAUUAUUAUGCUUCAUUCUCAGCAAUUAAGGGGAGUUCUUACAAGGGGGAAUAGCCUUUGUCCUAUGAAAUGCAUGACAAUUCAUACAGGAGUUUUCAUAUAUUUUCCUGCUUUGCACUUAAAGAUUUCAGAAGCAUCGAAAAUUUUUAUGUGACCAUCUAGAAACCUCUUUCUCCACUUGUUUGUCCUAAGAAUUCACUACGUCGGAAAUUAAAGUGUUUUGAUUUUGAUUUUCAUCUCCAUUUAGGUGUUGGAUGGUAGCUGUAAUGAAGUAAUGACAACCAACGUGCAGUGAAGAUUUAUAUCAUUUUUAAAGGAAUUUAUUAUAUGAAUAUCUCCGAAGGCUACUUUUGCAGGCAAUGUAUCCUGUUACAUUAUAUAUGGAAAUUAUGCUAGUUAACUCCUUAUAGCUUCUUGAAUGGAUUGCCAUACUGUAUGUGAAAGUAGAUGCCCAAUUUUGUAUUGAGGUUUUCUAUUUUUCCAUACUGAAUUAAAGUAUAUCAGAUAUUUUAAGAGCAUCCAGUGUUUUCUGUCUGGUCUCUAAGGAAAUGGUACACAUAGGUGCAUCACUGUCUUGGCUUGUUACUUAGUGGAGAAAACAUGUUUUAUGCAAAAUAAAUCUGCAGUGUAAUUACUUGUUAAAGGUGAAUGAUUCUUUCUGUGUUAAGGAAGAGAAAUGUAUAUAGAGCUUAAAUUUCACUAUUUUUUCACGUUAACACGAGGCUCUCCCUUAUGUACAAAACUGAGAAGAACUGAUGACACAGGAUGAUCCAGUUGGUGUUGGUGAUGAUAGAUAAACUGUGAAGUAAGAUGACAACUGAUAAAAGAAUCCUUAUCAAGGCGCAUCAUUGCUGAGGCCGUAAUGUACAUAUAUGUCUCAUUUCCUUUUGUACAGCAUGCAGCAAACAUUACAGUUCAGCUAUAGUAAUAUGUAUUUAUAUUCACGAUAAGGUUAGUAGUACAUUUUCCUUUGUCCAAGAAAUUGUACUAUAAUUAAAUUAACAGGUUUUACCAAAUCAUGCACAGUGGAUUGCGAGUCAGUAACUAUUCCUUACCCUUUAAAUUCUCAAACCCUUUUAGCCAGCCCUUUGAGAAACUGUAUUCUUCACGUGUUGAUUUAGUUCAAUUAUCUUUGAUAGCUGACUAAUCUAAAAUACAACUGUUUUUCCUAUUAGGAAUUUUUGGUUCUUUAUAGAUUUCCUCUUCAAGAACUAUUCACCAAUUGUGCUUUUCAUGCCUGGCUCAUGGAAGCUCGUCUCACUUGGCUAUGGACAAGAUCUGAUCGAUAUAAGCAUUCUUAUGAAUUCAUUGUUGUUAUGUUUUGAAGUGACUUCAUUUUCUUUUGUGCAUUUUUGAAAGUCCUCAAGGAUACACAUUUUUGUUCCUCAUAUAAAUAUAAAGCAUUUAUGUUUCUAGACAGUUGUAUGUGAUAAAGUUCUGUUACUGUGAGUAAUGUCAUUAGGAUAUAUGUCAUUACUGGAAUGUUGUGGCAGUCAUUGAUUAUAUUUAUAUACAGUAUAUAUUUAUAGAUGUAUAAAUAUAUAUCUGUAUAUGUAGAGUAUAUGUAUUUAUAUAUAUACAUACAUGUAUAUUAUGUACUAUACAGUAUGUAUACAUGUGUAUAUUGUUAUACAUAAAUGUGUAUAUUAAAGUAAUCAGUCCAUUCAGUGUAGGUCAGGGAAUUGAUUACUCCUCCUCCUCAUGUAGGCUACAAAAUCCUUUUCUGUAUUUAAAUAUAAUUCUUUUACUGAGUUAUCAUGGGUUGUGAGUUAGUUUAGAUGAGGGAAGCACUGAGCUUCGUAUCUCAACCGAGAUGGAGAAAUUUAUUUUUAAAUGCUGUUGGAUCUGUGGAAGGUUGCUUUAACACACACCAUACUGUAUAUAAAAAUAUGCACAAUAUGUAUGUAUAUACACUGGUAUAUAUGUAUGUAUAUAUGUGCAUAUGUAUGUACAUAUAUAAAUAUAUGUAUGAUAUGAAAGUGGUAGAUUACUAUUUUAGAGUAAUAUUACACUAAGUGCAUCAUCAUUGUUGCCAAGAGUAUGACUUGCAGUUACGAUUUAUAUAAUUAGCAUUUAACCAUCUCAGUAUCCCUUUCCCUUUUCAACUGCGCUGCUCUAGCCUAAGGUCCCUCUAUUUCAAUUUUCAUAUACUACUGUUUAUUCUGUGUAUAGUUCUAUUUUUUAUUUUUCUUAUGGUUACAUUCAGGCUUUUUUCUUGUUUUUUUUCUGAUACCUGACAGAUUUUAGCAUUAUAAAGAGAGCAGACUACUACAAUUCAGACAAGCAAAUAAACGUGAUCCUUCUCACUCUCUCUCUCUCUCUCUCUCUCUCUCUCCAAAUUCUCAACCUGUGUUAGUUUUUAAUAUAUUCAGGCACAAGAAUCUGCUGGUUUUAUUUAAGUGUGUAAUUAUUAGUGGAUCAAGCAAUAUAUAUAUACAUUCUAGUCAUUUGUAUAAUCUAGUCUAUUUUGGAAUCGGUUUAGUAUGUUGGUUAUUCAGGUGUUGACACAUAAAAUUUGUGAAUCAAUACUUAAUAAAUCAUAUUACACUGU
Macrobrachium nipponense is the source of this 11056-nucleotide messenger RNA. RefSeq names its product titin-like. The transcript is spliced from 12 exons. Bases 1008 to 6938 code for a protein of 1976 amino acids. Lineage: Eukaryota; Metazoa; Arthropoda; Malacostraca; Decapoda; Palaemonidae. Gene Ontology annotation, biological process: synaptic transmission, cholinergic; protein localization to cell surface. The record is from RefSeq and is a predicted model, not a curated record. Gene Ontology annotation, cellular component: intracellular membrane-bounded organelle; neuron projection; neuronal cell body.